This is a messenger RNA of Racocetra fulgida, 1962 nucleotides long. The record is from the annotation of a GenBank genome assembly. NCBI's taxonomy places the organism in Eukaryota, Fungi, Glomeromycota, Glomeromycetes, Diversisporales, Gigasporaceae.
AUUUUGAUCUCUGUCGCAUUAAACAUUCAAAAAAACGCCCAUAAUGAGCUACAAAAGCUUCAACUCGACCGCCUUGAUUCCAGCGAUUUUGCAAACACUUCUCCACAAACCCCAUUAGGAACACACAAUUCUCCUACGGAUAGUCACGAUGGUUAUGAAGUACCAGAUCCCGAUGAGUAUGGUUAUGUAAAACAAGGUACUAGUUCUGUACCAGGAACUUUGAGAGGCGAUCAUUUUCGCACUGUACUUCCUGAUGAUAUGGGCACUUAUAAUCCCUCGAAUGAAUUUGACCGAUAUGUAUCAUACCAAAAUUCAAAUGCCACAACCAUUCCUCGAAGGCAUACUGUAUUAGAACCAAUUCCAUAUGCCUCUACACCUCUUUUAGGUGCUCACGAUUCGAACAAUAAUUCUCUUUCAAGAAACGACGGCUUGUUAUUAUCUCUUGUUCAUGGUUCCCUUACUGCUGGUGUAAGUCAGGCAUUAAAUUCUGUCGGUGCCCGUCAUUCUCAUGCACUUGGAUUAGGUAAGAAAAUUAUUUCUAAUAACAUUAAUGGUAAUUCUGGAUUUCAUCGUCGUAGUAAUUCAGUACCACAACCUCGAACAUUUAAUGUUGGAAAUUAUCAAAAUUAUCAAAGUGGCGGUAGAACAAACAUUUCAUCAGCUGCCAGUCAAGAUAAUACUAGUGAAAAUUUCAACGUACAACCUAAAUCUUUAACUAAUUCUUCUUACCUUGUGAGUGGUCGAACCAUUUCAACAAAUGGUAGUAAUGUAGGAAUAUAUAUGGGUGAUUCCGGUAGUACCUAUGAAGCAUUCCCUGAUCUUAAUCAUUCCGAAGAUGUUGAUGAUUUGCCCGAUUUACCCACCACAAAUCUUAAAGUACUUUCUCCUGCAACAAUGGAAAGUUUUACUUCAAUAGAUUAUUAUUCUAAGUUAUGUCGAAAUAUCAAAUCUUUAAAAAUUGAAUCAUUACGUGUUGGAGAAUCUGCACUAUCUGGUCUAAUUAAAGCCCAAGUUGCACUUGAACAUAUUUAUAUUGGGAAUUAUCUUCAUCCUUAUCACUUAAGUAGCUAUACGCUAAAUUCUUUUGUAUAUUCUGGAUUAAACAAUGAUUUAUCUUUAGCAUUGUUAACACAAGCUAGUUCCCUUAAAUCACUUGAAAUUAGAAAUUUAUUUGUUAAUGAAGUUCCUUGUUAUAAACAAAUAACUUGGAAUAAUCUAGAUUCUUUGACAAUAUCUAACGACAAUAACUAUAAUUUAAUGAAAAUGCCAUUUGGUACAAAAAAUUUUCCAAAAUUACAAAAAUUAUAUGUAAAGCAAAAUACUUUUCCUACUGAUCUUAUUGAUUUUAUUCGAAAUACAAAUUUUUCUUUAAAAGAAAUUCAUUUAAUAUUAAGAUUUCAAUCGGAUGACAUUUCAAAUGUUAUCCAAUGUAUUUCAAAGUUCUGUACAAAUCUUGUUCAUUUUGAGUCCACUGUUGACUUUAAUGCUAUUCCUGCUUUAUUUUCUUUACUUCAAUCUUGCAAAAACCUUAAUCAUCUUUCAAUUUCAAAUCCUUUCACUCCUUACACCGAAGAUGAUUAUAGGAUGCUCUCGGCAUUUUUGCCUUCUCAUUUACGUAGCUUUACUUUAAUUACUAAUCAUAUAGAUAUUAGUGAUGAAUCCUUUGGUAUUCUUCUCCAAUAUUUAUGUGUAAAGUUGGAUUAUUUGGAUUUAAGUCAAUCUAAAAAAAUGAGUUGUCAAGUUCUUGAUGUAUUAUUGGAUAGUGCUAAAGUGAACAAAUAUAGAUUUCCAAGAAAGAUUUUCAUUAGUACUAAUCCUGUUGAUUAUUCGGACAAAAAAGAAAAACUUUGUAAAUUGGAAGAUUUGGCAAAGUUAGAAAUAUUAUGUAUGAAAGAAAGAGAAUUAGAAUUUGAAUCUAUAUUUGUCAUUGCAUCCGGAAAUAAUAUAGAAAAAACAGACUGA